AUGAUCUAUUGGAAACCGGCGUGCUACUUCGAUACGCACGUAGUUAAAAGUCCCACUGGCACUCCGCUGCCCGGUUUCACGUGUCUUUGCGACACUGAUAACUGUAACGACGAGGUGCCAACAUUUGGCUACGAGCCGCAAUUGACGUUGAGCUGGGGUACGAGGAAUGUGCCGAUCAUCAACCGGACGCCGAUCAGAUGUUGGAAUAGCUCGGUAAAUUUGAAUUGGGACAAGAAUCCGGGAGAAACGCCAAAAUUCCCGGCAAUUGGGGUGACAUUCGAGGACGAAAUGUGCGUGAUCGAUACUGAUGGGCAGGUACUUUUGACGGAAACAGUUGGCGCAAAUCUUUCGGAAUGGUUGAUGUUUGACGGGUAUCGAGAUGCAAGUCGAAGAGCGCCAACAGAAGGAAUUCUAUCGAUUGGAGAUCUAGAUUGGAUUAGUCGUUUACCUGGUUAUAAUGGUGGCGUUUACGGGUAUCAGUCAACAAUCUACUCGUUUAUCGUUCGAAUGUCAUGCGAUUGGACUCUCUGCAAUGUGGCUGAUUUAAAGGAAAUGCCUCAAUCGACUGUAAAAUGUCAUGGUUUUGAAGGCAGCUUCUGCAGUGGUCAUCUUUGCGUCUAUGUGCAAGAUCGACUAAAACUCACGAAAGACGAUAGCUUGACAUCACGGGGUUGUCUCUGGCAAAAUGAUGCAAGAGCUAGCGGAAGAUUGGAGGUCGGCGAAUAUCCUUUCGAUUAUCUUUAUGUGAU
This is a messenger RNA of Mesorhabditis belari, 749 nucleotides long. The record is from the annotation of a GenBank genome assembly. Lineage: Eukaryota; Metazoa; Nematoda; Chromadorea; Rhabditida; Rhabditidae.